Petromyzon marinus (sea lamprey) is the source of this 2952-nucleotide messenger RNA. It is a transcript of the gene TNFRSF17, whose product is annotated as TNF receptor superfamily member 17. The record is from RefSeq and is a predicted model, not a curated record. NCBI's taxonomy places the organism in Eukaryota, Metazoa, Chordata, Hyperoartia, Petromyzontiformes, Petromyzontidae.
UUUGUAUUUAGUUUGUUGUGCCGUGCCGGCUUAGCGCAACGUCCUCCCCCAGCCCGCCCGCACGCCCGCCCGUGACGCAGCUUAACAACGAUCCGCUCAUUGCGACCCUCACCAGACGGCCGGCGCAACCAAGGAGCGAGUCACUCGAUCUGCGUUGGGGCAGAAGCGGCAAAAGUCAACCGACGACAGUGACUCAUCCCAACUCGCCGGGCUCCGACGACUCAUCACGGGCACCCCCCCCCCCCUUCGCCAAACAACAGCUCUAGACGCCACACUCGAGGGCUCACCACAGCCGCUCGUCUCCUUCGUCGUCCUCCUCCUCGUCGUCGUCAUCCUCCUCAUUGUCGUGGCAGCAGCAGGAGCUGCCGUUGCUGCGUCGUUAUCCCCACGAAGGAAACAAGACGCGCAUGGAGACGUCUCGGGAGCCGGCGUGCGGGGCUCUGCUGCUGCUGCUGCUGGUGGCCGCCACCGGCCUCGCGUCCGUGUCCGCAGCGGUGGACGGAGCGCCGUGCCACGGCGGGCAGUACUUCGACCAGCUGACCCGCGCCUGCGCUAGCUGCGAACUGCGCUGCUCCAAGCCCCCCAAGGCGUGCGUCGCGCACUGCAGUGCCCCCUCGGGAUCAGCAGAUAAACCGUCAGCGGUGCUUAUUGGAGGUCUGGUGGCCGGGGUGGCCUGCCUGUUGCUGCUGCUGGUGGUGGUGCUUGGGGUCAUAUGCAGGGAGCGCAUUGGCGGAGUCAUCCGGAUAGACAGCUCAGACGGAAACAUAUCAACGGACAGUGGGAACAAGGAGGAGACAACCGUGAUGAUUGGCGACGUACUUUCCACUUCAGUAGUUACUCCAGUGCAGGACACGGAAGUCUCCCCCAUCGUAGAAGACACAUCAUCAACGUCGGGAAGCCAGGAGACCUCAAAUUGGUUGGAAGGCCCAUCUGAGCUUGUUGUAGGGUGAUAUUUGUAAGAGAAAGUGCAUCAAUGAGGGUCUGAAUACUGAAUAACCCAAACGGGAUCGGUUGAAGGGAAAAGCUGUCCAGGGGUUCUACUAAAAAAAUGCAAAUUGUAAAAUUACCGUGCAGGUUUUCGCGGCUGCUCUCUUUGUCUCUCAGACUAACUUCCGGGUUGUACCACGUGUUUCUGAGAGCUUCCAAUCCUAAAGAGGAACACUAGAACACAUCUCCCAACAACAACAAUUACACCACACGGUACAACCCGAGAAAACACAUUGGAGAGAUACGUAUAACGUCCCUCUCUUGGUUGCACUUUCUUUAGUGAUGGCUGUACCAAGCGAGAAUCAGGGCAGUGAGGAUGGUGGAUGGGGACACUCUUGAGGCUGCUAUGCAUGGUCCCCUGUGCUUGCUUGUGGUGAUGCGGUUGUCAAGAGCGAGGUUUGUCCGGUUACGUUGCCAACGUUGUACGUGUGUUGGGGCAUUAGUAAAGGACUCUGCAACACUUGAACUGGGUAGGGAGAGGGAGGGGUAUGGGGGGGGGAAGAUGGUAAGGUUCCACAUUUUUUGCAGGAAGUGGUUGUGAGUGUGGAUGUUCAGCUUGUCCCCCUAUUGAACAGCUCCAACACGUGGGAAUACAGGAAACAAUGAGAUUCAAACUUAGUUAUAUACUACAGCUAUGCUUCUUCAGGGACCGUGGUGAAUUAAGCAUGAUGGGGCACUCCACUGUACAAUACUUUGUGGUUUGUAAAAUAGUUCUUAUAUUCUGGAGCACUGCCUUCACUUUUAUACGUUAUGUUCGAUUUCUGGUCUGGAGUUUAAACUGCAAUGCUCACGUCUGAGUUUUUUUUUCUCUGUUAGCCACACGAACAACUACUUUUCCUGUGUCUUGAUAAUAUUCUUGCGGGAAAGCUUAGCUUUGCAUUUUGUCAAUGUGUUGCUCGUUUAGGCAGGUACACCGUUGGAGUUGGCUCAGGGUUUAGUGAUAUUAAAUCUGACAUCGUCAGUGGUUGGGAUUGAGAAGACUCGACAAGACAGCAGAUUAUAUUUCCCCAUUUGCCAGAUUUGCACAGGAAGACUGCUCUCGUGCCUGAGAGGUCAGUUGUCAUUUCCUUAAAACACACAGGCCCGCUGUGUUGUUCUUGAAAUCCUGUGUCACAUUUCCAUCGUGUAACAAAAAAGGCACCAACAGAAAAAAACUGUCAGUGUUUUCUCCACUUAUUGUAAUUGGACAGUGAUAUUUAUUUCAGAAUUAUCUUGCAGCUUUUCGUCUCCCCACAAGUCCGUCGAGCAUUGCGUACGCGUGACAGAUGUAAAAACACGUCUGCAAACUAGAGGUGAAGUCUUAUGUGCACACGCGUGUUUGUGCUACAUAUGACAAACGAUGUCAGUUGCUGAUUACUAUUGUUCCUUUAUAAAAAAAAUCAUGCAGCUUCAUUGAAUUGGUAUUAUAAAUUACAAUUGAAAAUUUUAUAGAUAUAUUUUUUUAUCAGUGAAUACACCGUAUUGUAUAUUGUACAAGUGAAACAGUUUCACCUGCUGGGGAAAUGUAUUUCGUGAUCAAGUGUUGCUGUAUAUUGUUAUACAAUACCUGGUUGUAUCUGUACCUUAAACUGGUCCAAGCAGAGCUUGUGUUCCAGAACAGGGUUAUUUAAACGCCUAAUUGUCUGCUGGCCAGGUUCUCGGGUUAUGUAUAUGGUUUCCACUGUUGUAUUUAUCUGAUUUGAAAACAUUUGCUACUGUGUACAAAUGAACUGUGAAUUGCCAAUUCCUCAUCGGUUAAAUUCCAUAUUCGAUAUAAAAACACCAUGCCAUAAAUAUGCUCAUGGCAACAUGCCAAAUGGCGAUCUUGAAAUUGUGGGCCAUUUCAAUUGUACAGAAAAAAAUUCCACAAUUUUAAUGGCUUUGGGAGCGCUUAAAAAAAUAUUGUAAGUUUCUAUAUUAACAAAAUGUUCACGCUGGUUUGUGAAUACUGUCUUUCUUGAGAUUACAUUACAUUUUGUAAAAAAA